GUGCGGCGUUCUUCACUGCCGGCUGCGCGUCUUCCGCACCAUUCCUCGGACGGCCACUCGGACCAAGCGGCCGCGCCUCUGCUGCUGCUGUGCUACCUUCAGCCGCUCAAGCCAGCCGGCGUGGUCUGAAGUGGAAAGGGAAGGUCAAUGAGAAAUAUUUGGCCUUAUUGACUCCUGGCGGGGAUAAUACUGGCGACCGUGGAGCAUUCGGGGUAGUAGAGUACAAGGUUGUGAGUUACUCUAAACAUGAGUG
Messenger RNA from Closterium sp. Naga37s-1, 253 nucleotides. Lineage: Eukaryota; Viridiplantae; Streptophyta; Zygnematophyceae; Desmidiales; Closteriaceae. The record is from the annotation of a GenBank genome assembly.